CAACAGAGGCUGGUGACGUCGAUACAGGAACGGUUGGUCUGGGGUUGAUUCAGUGAAGAAAAGAAAUGGCGAUGCUCGGAGGAUUUAGCGCAGCACAGCACAAGAAAAAAGUCUCUGACGGGAACAGCGACGUGUCAGAAUUCAUCUGUCCGGUUUGCCUCGAAAUUUUCGACAGUCCCGUAACAACACAAUGCGGACAUACGUUUUGCCAGAGUUGUUUGCAGGAGUGUUUGCGUCCACAGAAGCCUGUUUGUGCUGUAUGUCGGGCCGGGUUGGGUCACUGGACUAAAGCUGCUGAGCUUGAGGCCCUCAUCCAAACAUCUGUGGCGUCUUGCAAGGGAUGCAGAGUUCAGGUUGGCCUUUCUCAGAUGAGAAGCCACACCGCUGCCUGUUCAAAAUACCAGGAGUACAUUGAGGAGGGGGUGAGGACCACUGCCCAGAGCCAGCCUGCCAUCAUCAGUCCAGUGCCAAAUCGCUACACCUUCACCUGCCCGUAUUGCAACUGCCAGAACCUCGAUCAGGACGGCCUGGUCGAGCACUGCACAACCCAACAUGCUCGAGAUACACGCCAAGUGGUGUGUCCCAUCUGUGCCUCAAUGCCUUGGGGGGACCCUAACUACAGGAGCGCUGACUUUUUCCAGCACUUGAAGAUCAGACACACUUUCUCCUAUGAUACCUUUGUUGAUUAUUCCACAGACGAGCACACAAUGAUCCAGGAGGCUCUACAGCGGUCCCUUUUGGACAACUGAAGUGUGAAGAACAAUCCAGUGAAGUGAAGGGGAGAUGGUGAUGUGAAGUCUUGAGAAGACAGAGCAACACACUGUAUCACCAUCUAUCAUGAGGAUGGUAGUGCUCUAUUACUUUGGGUCGGUCUUGUUAUUAUCAUCUAUAGGUUUAUUAUUCAGAAGAUAAAUCACGCAAUAUGGUUAUAAAAGCAUAUUGUACUGCCUGAUUUAGGAGUGAUAGUGUUUUUCUGGUUUGAUUAUUUCUUAUCGUCCCCCCAGUUGAGUCUGUAGACUUGAUAGUUUGUUGAAUAUCUAUUAAACUAUGUUUGUUAAAGCAGUUUGUUCAUUGACGACAUGGUGUCAUAUAGCCAAAAACUUCCAAAGUUGUAAUUAAUUUUCCCUGUCUUUAAAACUUUAUGUUAUAAGAGGGUUUGACCACUAGGUGGCUAACUGUUGCCGGCAAACAGCAAACUUCACCCAGUGAAGUCAUCGGGUAAUGUCAGCAGUAAUAUAUAGUGACCUACUCAAGAGUGACUGCAUGUGUUCUCUCAGAAGAGGAGAGGGGAGUUUUUGAUUUCAUUUUUUGAGUUAAUUAGCAGAUGGAAACUCUGUCUUUUUUAUGAUGUUUCUAGGUGUGUUGGUGUGAGAGAGAGAGUGAGUGUGUGAGAGUGUGUGUGUGUGUGUGUUCAUUCUGUAUUCAGAGAUCUACUGGAAAGAAUAAAUAAUAUGAGGGUCAAACAAAGCCAGAGAGGGCUGUUUGCUUUAUUGUAAUGUUUCUCCCUUAUGACUUUGUGCCUGCUGGUAGAUCUUGUUUCUGACUUACAAAACUCAUAGGGCUAAUAGUUCAUGAACCAAAAGAUGCAAGUAGGAGACCAUCAGUGUGUUAUAAUUUGGUCAGUUCUGAGAUCUUUACACUUUUAUUUGCAUGUCUGUGGCCACAAGGGGGCAGUAGAGUUCCACUGUCCUCUGGCCAUCCAUGACAGCCACCGUCCCUCAGCCACCUGGCUCUGUUGCAAGACAUUAUUUAACAUAAAUUUCAUUCUGUAAAUGUGCUUUACUCAAUGUGUUGUUCUCCAGCUUUGCAUUUUAACUGGGUUUUGUUCAAAUGCAGCAUACAAAAAUGUCACUGAUGUGUAGAAACCGAGGUUUUAGUGGGGUUAUUUGUUGUAGUUUUGACAGAAGAACCACAACUUUGUUCUAAGAGGGAUGAUGAUGUCACAUGACUUGGGAUUUUAAAUGUAACUUACUGUAGUGUGUUUUUCAUGUGCAGUGUGUUGGAUCCUUCAUCACAAGAAAAAAAAAUCCAGUUUGUUUUGCUGGGUUUCAUAUUUCUUGACAAAAUGACCAACUGUUCUGAAAAAGAAGAAAAAAAUCAACAUAAUUAUUAUUUGUAUGCUUCCAAAACUAACAGCAUGUGGCGUAAGAAGACAUUCAGUUUGAAUUUGCUGAGUGUUUUUGUUUUAAUUCUCAAAUUGUGAAUUGUGUGUGUCUCCUUCUCUUUUUUUUUUUUUUUUUUUUUUUUUUUUUUUUUUUACAUCGGUGUUGUUUUCCACUGACUUGUAAUUGUCACAAAUCAACCAUAUACGGAUGUGCAAAUAUUCACACACAGUUAAAUUUCAUUUGUCUUCUACCAACAGGUAAAUAAAACUUACACCCAGAUCAAGUAGCUCUAGAGCAGAACCCGAAUGCCUUCUCACAUAGUCUUUGGUGCCACUUAGCCCUAGAUGUUCGUUUUACUCUCCAAUAAAUCGUGGAAUAAUUUUGUAUAUGUAUCUCAUGUAUAAUGACCUUUUUUUGUUCUUUCUCAAUACAUCUCUCAUUCUCUUUUGUCAGCCCUACUGUUAGUGGGUGCUAAACCCUGAUAAAUUAAAGCUCUUUAAUUAUUUAAACCCUG
This is a messenger RNA of Scatophagus argus, 2619 nucleotides long. RefSeq names its product ring finger protein 114 (gene rnf114). Lineage: Eukaryota; Metazoa; Chordata; Actinopteri; Scatophagidae. The transcript has 6 exons. Gene Ontology annotation, biological process: protein polyubiquitination; ubiquitin-dependent protein catabolic process. The coding region runs from base 66 to 749 and encodes 227 amino acids. Gene Ontology annotation, molecular function: ubiquitin protein ligase activity. The record is from RefSeq and is a predicted model, not a curated record.